AUGGGCAAACCCAAGCGCAAGCACGAAUCCGACUCGGACGGCGAAGUCAAGCCCAACAUCCGGGACGAUCCGCCUGCCAAAGCCAGGAAGUGGACUGGCGACGAGUAUCAGCUGCUUCUGAAGCUGGUCGUUGAAAAGGGCACCAGCGAGGCGUUCAAGUCGGUCCCUGGCAGGACAUACAACCAGACCCGGCUGGCCUGGCGCACAGCAGAAAUGGAGCGCAAUCCCUCUGUCUCCCCAGACGAGGACUGCAAGCCUUCGAUCUCGGACGCCGAGUUCGAGCCCUCGCCUUCCCCUCCGCCUUAG
Messenger RNA from Trichosporon asahii var. asahii CBS 2479, 306 nucleotides. RefSeq lists its product as uncharacterized. NCBI's taxonomy places the organism in Eukaryota, Fungi, Basidiomycota, Tremellomycetes, Trichosporonales, Trichosporonaceae. The transcript is spliced from 2 exons. Bases 1 to 306 code for a protein of 101 amino acids. The record is from RefSeq and is a predicted model, not a curated record.